GGCGGCGGCGGGGCUGUGUCUGUGUCUGUGUCUGUGUCUGUGUCUGUGUCUGUGGCCGUGGCCGUGGCCGUGGCCGGGCCGCGCCCGCCAUGCUUCCGCCGGCGCUGCUCCGCCGGCCGCUCGCCGCCGCCGCCCGCCUGGCCCUGCCGCGCGCCGGCCCACAGAUACGCCUUGCUACAGGGCCCAGACAAAAUAAUGGAAUUUUCUAUGAAAUUCGCACAUAUGAUAUUAAGCCAGCGAAGAUGAAGGAGUUUUUGGAAUUGGCCAACGAGCACUUUCACUUUUGCCCAGCUCGCUCGGAGCUGGUAGGAUUCUGGUACACGGACCUGGGAGCACUGAAUAAGGUGCUUCACAUUUGGAAGUACGAUAAUUUUGCCCACAGAACAGCAGUCCGGCAUGCACUAGCCAAUGACAAAGACUGGCAGGGAAAAUUCAUCUCUGUGGUUCGCCCCAUGAUUGAGAAGCAGCACAAUGAGGUUGCUUAUCUGGUACCCUGGUGUCAACUUGGGAAGCCUCCAAAAGAAGGGGGGGUAUAUGAAUGGGUUACUUUCCAGAUGAAGCCUGGUGGGCCAGCAUUGUGGGGUGAAGCAUUUCAAGCUGCAAUCAACGCUCACAUCAACACAGGAUAUACCAGGCUGAUCGGUGUUUUCCAUACAGAAUAUGGAUUACUUAACACAGUCCAUGUGUUAUGGUGGAACGAGAGCCCAGAUCACCGGGCAGCAGGCAGACACAGUGCCCAUGAAGAUGCCAGAGUCGUAGCAGCUGUGCGCGACAGCGUCAGAUUCUUGGAGUCCCAGCAAAAUGUGCUUCUGAUUCCUAUGCAAUGCUCACCGCUGAAGUAACCUUCUAUAGGAUGUAACUGACAGCAGAAGAGACAAGAUGCAAGUGCUGUCAGCAAGUGGCAUGGAUCCCCAUACCCUCAUGAGCUGCGCUGUUCUUCAGUCAACAAAAAAUGGAUGCAAAAUGCUGAUCCACUAGCAGUGUAAAUCAGCACUCUGAUACCAAUUGUUAACCAGAAGUUUGUGGUGAUGUUCCUACAUCUCCAAGAAAAAAACUUAAGCCAUAUCAUGCCAUAAACCAUGCUUCACCAAUCUUUUGUUUUAAUCCCUAAAUUCUUCAUACUUUUUUGCACAGCUGGAUCAUUAUUAAACCGAGUAAGUUAAGUGCUCUUGUCCAGCAUUCCAGCCAGGGAUGGCAUCAUUUUUAUAACAUACUUUGAUGCCUCUUAUCAUAUCUUAGUUAUUCCAUACAGUUUAAGAAGGAAAGCUUUCAUGUGUAUCUUACCCAAUUAUGUUUUAAUCAGACUUCUCAUUGGGAUGCUUUAUAUUAAUUCUGAGCAAUGUAAAACAUCAGUGCUGCUGGAAUUGCACUUAAGUGCAACAGUGGGGCUGAUUAGGUAGUGUAACCUAAUGAGCUCUGCCAUGAACCUUUUUACUUGGUAACUUGUUAUGGUUGACUUCAGCUUUUUCCUUUUUUUGUCCAUUAAACACUGCCUCAAAACUGUGAGUUACCUACACAAGCUUUGUCUUGGGUAUUUUAAUAUUUGUUUAGGGUGCUAAAGCUGAUUAGCUCUUCUUGUUCAAUUGUGUCAUUGGACUCAACUGAUGUACAUGUGCUGGCAUUCUUUGAAGCACGCUUUGUUAGACUGUUAAAAGCUAAAUAAAUCAGCAUAAAGCAUUAA
Messenger RNA from Corvus hawaiiensis (hawaiian crow), 1681 nucleotides. RefSeq names its product nipsnap homolog 3A (gene NIPSNAP3A). The record is from RefSeq and is a predicted model, not a curated record. The transcript has 6 exons. Lineage: Eukaryota; Metazoa; Chordata; Aves; Passeriformes; Corvidae. The coding region runs from base 90 to 842 and encodes 250 amino acids. Gene Ontology annotation, cellular component: mitochondrion.